Molecule: messenger RNA, 1606 nt
Organism: Hyaena hyaena (striped hyena)
Lineage: Eukaryota; Metazoa; Chordata; Mammalia; Carnivora; Hyaenidae
Gene: ZCCHC9
Product: zinc finger CCHC-type containing 9
Exons: 6
Coding region: 315-1130 (271 amino acids)
Molecular function (GO): zinc ion binding; nucleic acid binding
Source: RefSeq, a predicted model, not a curated record
AUUUGCGCACGUUAGGACCCCGGGGGCGCCAGGUGCUGUGGGAUCCUCCCGUUCGUUCCCAGGGACGUGAUGGGAAGGCGCAGACUGACUGCUAGGCCCCCAACAGCCGUCAGCGCCAGAUGGGGCUGGAAUGCCUGGCUGGGCCGCCGGCUGAGCGCGCCGGCCUCAGCUGUGGGGUGCUCGCCUCUUGGGCUGGCGCGUACAGCCCUGCUGGGGCCCCCGCCGUGGGAGUGUGUUCAGCCGACUCGGCCUUCAUACCCAAAGCUUCCCCCUUCCCGGGUCCUCUGGUUUGAUAAGGUAACUUUGAUGAAAUCAUGACCAGGUGGGCACGAGUUACUACCACACAUAAAAAGAGACCUUUGGCUGCAACAUCAUGGGAGAAUAUGAAGAAGGGGUCCCUUGAGGGAGAAGGCCAAAACCUACCAAAGAGUAAACAACUUGAAGCCAAUAGGCUCUCUGUUAAAAAUGAUACGCCUCACACAAAGCACAAAAAGAACAAAAAGAAAAAGGAGUACCUAAAUGAAGAUGUAAAUGGAUUCCUGGAAUACCUAAGGCAAAACCCACAGAUGGUUCGUAAUGGGGAGAGGAUAGCAACAGACAAUCAGGAGGUAAGGGAAGAAAUUGCCGUUGCUUUAAAGAAAGAUAGUCGCCGGGAAGGAAGAAGACUAAAAAGACAAGCAGCAAAGAAAAAUGCAAUGGUGUGUUUCCAUUGUAGAAAACCUGGCCAUGGGAUUGCAGAUUGCCCAGCUGCCCUUGAGAAUCAAGAUAUGGGCACUGGAAUAUGUUACCGGUGUGGGUCCACAGAGCAUGAAAUUACCAAGUGCAAAGCCAAAGUAGACCCAGCUCUUGGUGAAUUUCCUUUCGCAAAAUGUUUUGUUUGUGGGGAAAUGGGACAUCUGUCCAGAUCUUGUCCUGAUAAUCCCAAAGGACUUUAUGCUGAUGGUGGUUGCUGCAGACUCUGUGGCUCUGUGGAACAUUUUAAGAAAGAUUGCCCUGAGAGUCGGAAUUCAGAUCGAGUGGUCACAGUUGGUCGCUGGGCAAAGGGAAUGAGUGCGGACUAUGAAGAAAUUUUGGAUGUGCCUGAACCACAGAAACCCAAAACAAAGAUACCUAAAGUUGUUAAUUUUUGAUAAUGAUUAGUACUAUCAUUAGUUACCACCUCAUUGUUAACCAUUCUGAACUGGGCCUACCUCACAAAUUGGAGGUGGGCACCCUUGGGAGACCUGUGUUAUAGAUACUAGAAUGAUGUGCCUAUGGUCAGAUAGUUUCCUGAGUGCUGUCAAUUAGAGAGUGCCUCGAUCACUGGAGAAAAUCACUGAAGAAAAGUGUAAGAUUUUUAAAUUGGAUUCUCUAAAAGAAUAUUUUUAUCAGAUAGAACUUAGGUAUAAAUAAGUGGUUAUAUACUUGAUUGUAACAAUUGUCUUUUUCUUAAAAAUUAUGCAUUAAUGUGAACCACCCUUAAACAAGGUAUAACUGCUUUGCAUUUAGAAAUGAAGUUUGGUUAUAUUGUUUUCUUGGUUCAAAAGAUCAAUUUAUUAUUAGGAAUUUAUAAGUUGCCACAAAAUCUGUAUUUUUAAGAUAUUUAAUAAAAAAUUUAUUUGCUCUU